Anopheles arabiensis is the source of this 3738-nucleotide messenger RNA. It is a transcript of the gene Stt3B, whose product is annotated as dolichyl-diphosphooligosaccharide--protein glycosyltransferase subunit STT3B. Gene Ontology annotation, molecular function: dolichyl-diphosphooligosaccharide-protein glycotransferase activity. The record is from RefSeq and is a predicted model, not a curated record. Bases 1 to 2337 code for a protein of 778 amino acids. NCBI's taxonomy places the organism in Eukaryota, Metazoa, Arthropoda, Insecta, Diptera, Culicidae. Gene Ontology annotation, cellular component: membrane. Gene Ontology annotation, biological process: post-translational protein modification. The transcript is spliced from 4 exons.
AUGAAUCGGUCCACCAAGAGCACCACCCUUCGGAAGACGGCCGGCUACUCCAGCCUGAUAACGUUUGCCGUCCUGUUGCUGGCCUGGCUGUGCGGAUUCUCCAGCCGGUUGUUUGCGGUGAUCCGGUUCGAGAGCAUCAUCCACGAGUUCGACCCAUGGUUCAACUACCGUGCCACGGCGCACAUGGUGGAGAAUGGGUUCUACAAGUUCCUCAACUGGUUCGACGAGUCCGCCUGGUACCCGCUGGGCCGCAUCGUGGGCGGCACCGUGUACCCCGGGCUGAUGAUCACGUCCGGCGGCAUCCACUGGCUGCUGCACACGCUCAACAUUCCGGUGCACAUCCGCGACAUCUGCGUGUUUCUGGCGCCGAUCUUCAGCGGUCUCACCGCCAUCUCGACGUACCUGCUGACGAAGGAGCUGUGGUCGGCCGGGGCCGGCCUGUUCGCCGCCAGCUUCAUCGCGAUCGUGCCCGGCUACAUCAGCCGCUCGGUAGCGGGCUCGUACGAUAACGAGGGCAUUGCGAUCUUCGCCCUCCAGUUCACCUACUACCUGUGGGUGAAGUCGGUGAAGACGGGCAGCGUGUACUGGGCGGCCUGUACCGCCCUGUCCUACUUCUACAUGGUGUCCGCCUGGGGUGGCUACGUGUUCAUCAUCAAUCUGAUCCCGCUGCACGUGUUCGUGCUGCUGAUGAUGGGCCGCUACUCGCCGCGCCUCUUCACCUCCUACACCACCUUCUACAUCCUCGGGUUGAUCCUGUCGAUGCAGAUCCCGUUCGUCGGCUUCCAGCCGAUCCGCACGAGCGAGCAUAUGGCCGCGUCGGGCGUGUUUCUGCUGAUGUUCGCCGUGGCCGUGCUGAAGCACGUGCAGACCGUGCUGUCGAAGCAGGAGUUUAAGCGCCUGUUCCUGGUCGGCGGUCUGGUGGCGGCCGGUGUCGUCUUUGCGGGCGUCGUGCUGCUCACCAUGCUGGGCGUGAUUGCGCCAUGGAGCGGCCGGUUCUACUCGCUGUGGGACACGGGGUAUGCGAAAAUUCACAUUCCGAUCAUUGCGUCCGUGUCGGAGCAUCAGCCGACGACGUGGUUUUCCUUCUUCUUCGAUCUGCACAUACUGGUGUGCACGUUCCCGGUGGGUCUGUGGUACUGCAUCAAGAAGAUCAACGACGAGCGCGUGUUUGUCGUGCUGUACGCCAUCAGUGCCGUUUACUUUGCCGGUGUGAUGGUGCGCCUGAUGCUGACCCUGACGCCCGUGGUGUGCAUUUUGGCCGGCGUUGCCUUUUCCGGGCUGCUGGAAGUGUUCCUGAAGGAGGACAGUGCGGCCGGCUCGAAGGAAAACAGUGCGGAGGGCGAGCAGGAGGACGCGACCGGAGAGAAGAAGCAACUGUACGACAAGGCGGGCAAGAUGAAGCACCGGCCCAAGCACGAUCUGUCCUCGCACAGUGCCCACGGUGAGCAGAACACUGGCCUUGGAUCGAACGUCAAGAAUAUAGUGAUUGUGGCGAUUCUGAUGCUGCUCAUGAUGUUCGCGGUACACUGCACCUGGGUGACGUCGAACGCGUACAGCAGCCCCUCGAUUGUGCUGGCCUUCUACAACAGCAACGAUGGCACGCGCAACAUUUUGGACGAUUUCCGCGAGGCGUACUACUGGCUGUGGCAAAACACGGCACCGGAUGCGCGCGUCAUGUCCUGGUGGGACUACGGCUACCAGAUAGCGGGUAUGGCCAAUCGAACCACACUGGUAGAUAAUAACACGUGGAACAACAGCCACAUUGCGCUCGUCGGCAAAGCCAUGUCCUCGCCGGAGGAUAAGGCGUACGAGAUCAUGACCUCGCUCGAUGUGGACUAUGUGCUGGUCAUCUUCGGCGGCGUGAUCGGCUACUCCGGCGACGACAUCAACAAGUUCCUGUGGAUGGUGCGCAUCGCCGAGGGCGAACACCCGAAGGACAUACGGGAAAGCGAUUACUUUACCGACCGGGGUGAGUUCCGCAUCGAUUCGGAGGGUGCACCGGCCCUGCUGAACUGUUUGAUGUACAAGCUGAGCUACUACAAGUUUGGAGAACUGAAGCUAGACUACAGAGGAGCUGCCGGAUACGAUCGCACCCGCAAUGCCGUUAUCGGCAAUAAGGACUUUGACCUGACGUACCUCGAGGAGGCGUACACGAGCGAGCACUGGCUGGUGCGCAUCUAUCGCGUGAAGAAACCGCACGAAUUCAACCGGCCCGCACUGAAGCCGGACGAACGGGUGUUGCCGGCGGGCGAGUUUGUGUCGCGCAAAACGUCCAAGCGAAGGAAAGGACUGAUCAAAAACCGUCCCGUCGUGGUGAAGGGCAAGAGGAAUAAGUAGAGUGCUGUUGCCAAGUGGAUCAGCGAGCGCUGCACGGACUCCUGCAAAGCGUUACAUUUCAGCUAAUGAGGGAGGGAGAAGAAGAAGAAGAAGAAGAAGCACUACGAGCGGUCUUGUUUCUGUCGUUUCCUUUCCUCACAUUGUAUCCGUAGGAGUUUCCAUACAUCCUUUUUUUGUUAGUGUAAAACAGAGAACCGUGUUAAGGGGGCAAAUAAUUAUUAACCGAUCGUUUUAUGUGUCGGCAGGCUCACACUGCAACCAAAAUGCUGUGAAAAAUGGUUAAAUGCAAACUGUCGCCCCUGUCCCUUUAAUAUCUCCCCAAUUCAAUGUUGGACCUUCGAUUUGCCCCCGCGGACGUUCGUGUCGCCAAAACUUUUAUCUCAAUUUUGGUUCUUUAUUGUAGUGUGUAGAAGGAAGGGCAUGCAGCAGACACCCCCUGGCUAGUGGCAGACACAACAUCCAACAAAAUAAGUCUUACUAUACAUCUAAAACGCUAGGACAUUGGGAUCAAAUGCAAUAAAAUUAGGCGACAGCGUGGGAGCUGCGAAGAAGGAAGAUGUUUCGAUUCGAGUUACGUGUUACAAAGGUCUGCCCGGGGGGCCCCCAGAGCCCUCUCACUGUUUGAUGUGUUUUGUGCACCGAAUACACUUUACAAUUCACCCAAAACCUCACCCACCCACGACAUUGUUUUGCAGUUUGUUCUUUCUCCUCAAGCAGUGGUUAGUGGACUGAUUCGUUCUCUAGAUUUCCAUAAAUAAGAUGUUGAGCUAAAAAGUGCAAGCACAGAAAGAUUGAAACUGAAAAAUUUGCAUUUAGGUGGACAACUUUUCUGUUUGCCCGUUCCACACAAGUAGAGGAGAAAAAAAAGAGAAAAUUACAAAUGAACAAAUACAAUUAGAUCUAGAGAAAAAACCCAAGUUAAUAUCAACAAACACAAUAGUAAACUGCUGAAGAAAGAACGGCACAACGGCACUCACAAACAACCUCAAGGUGCAGCUGCUCAUUGCGAAGUGUGUAACGUAAUGGCUCUUUUCUCUUGCCGAAACUGUGCGAUCGUUCUGUUACCAUGGAGACGUAAAUUUUAUGCUAGAUGCGCCUUCCGCUGGCAGUGUGAACUGAAGAUCGAACUGUUGCGCGCGCGCCUUGCCGUUUUGAGGAUCGAUUCAAUUAGGAUGUGCGUGUUGUUUAUUUGCGCAUCUGCUAUAUUCCAACGAUAUCUGGUCGUCUUGUUCGUGCAGGCUAGAUGGGCAAGUGAACAAGUAAAGCACAGCAAAACAAGAUUGAAAAGAAAUAUAUCGAACGAUCAACAUCUCAUACAUAGAAAGAUCGCCUCCUAGCCGACCAUUACACACUAUGACGUGGAGUGAAAUAAAACGCGCAUCGAAAAGAUUGAAACAAUAA